Messenger RNA from Pantherophis guttatus, 4478 nucleotides. RefSeq names its product paralemmin 3 (gene PALM3). Lineage: Eukaryota; Metazoa; Chordata; Lepidosauria; Squamata; Colubridae. Gene Ontology annotation, biological process: regulation of cell shape. Gene Ontology annotation, cellular component: membrane. The record is from RefSeq and is a predicted model, not a curated record.
AACGGGAUGACCCAGAAGGAGGGUCCCACAGGAGCUGUGUAUGGCCAGCCUUACCAUUAAGGACCGAGUUUUAUGCAUAAAUGGAGUGGGACCAUUUGAGCGUCAGUGGCAGCCCUCUCUCUUCUUUUAUUUUCUGGCCUUAAGAUGGUCUCAGAGGGAGGGCAGAAAACCAGAAGGUAACCAAACAGCUCAGGAAUGCUGGCACUCGCGCACACACACAGAGAAGAAAGGCUUGGAGCCAAGUCAGGCCCUGCUAGGAUGGUGGGAAUGUUAAAAGAUGUAUGCGCUCUUUGACUUUGCUCUUCUGGCUGCAUCCCACUGAGCGGGGCAGAAGCUCUCCCUACCCCCUGCUCAUCUACUCCCUUUUGCAUCAGAAGAAACUCUGCAAAAGACCACUGGCUGGCUGGACAUCCCAUGACUGAAAGAAGGAAAAUGGCAGAAAGCUCCUUAUUUGCACAGCGGCUGCAUGCUAUUACGGAGCGGCGGAGGCUGCAAGAGCGCAUCCUAGCCACCCGGCGGGAACUGGAGGAAGAGAGACUGCGAGUCCAACGCCUCAAGAGGAAAUCCCUGCGUGAACGGUGGUUGAUGGAGGGAACAUCCAUGCCUGCUGAUGACAAGGAUCACAUGUCUUCUCUUUGGGAGGCAGAGUCUCGCGUCCAAGACUUAGAACAAGAUCUGUCCAGUCUUCAGUCUCAAAUGCAGGACCUAGAUAAUAUGGAUCUUCCCCAAGGACAACAGCAGCAGUCUUUGAAGGAGGUGAAGCAAUUGGAUGGCAUUGUGAAGAUUGAUGGGACAUCUUCCUCUUCUCCAGAAAAGGGAAAUACUACUGAGACCAAACUUGAGUUGGCUUCUGUUUCUCCUCAAAAGCCCAUGGAGGCAGCAGCCAAAGAAGAACUGGAGAAUGGAGAUAUGUCAGGAGAUGGUAUUUCUGGCAAUGAAUGCAGCUCUGAAAAAACAGGAGUCAAAGUAAACCCUGUGACUAUAGAAGGUGGGGACUUUCAGCCUCAUCAAGGGAAAAUCGAGGCUGCUCCUACUAUGAAGAAUUUGGAUCCUAGUGAAGCCCCUACUGCUCACCAAAGAAAGCUGGCAGUUGAAAAGAUGGUCAUCAGAGAUCAUUUGGGGCAGGAAGUGGGAAGCAUGGAUGCUGUUGGGCAGACACAGAACUUCAUUAGAAAAGAGGAUGAGUUGGGAGACCAUGAUAACAUAGGAAAUGACUGUGAAGAAUGGAGUACUUUGGGUAGUUUUUGCAAUGUGGUGGAUCAAAAGAAGACUGGUUGUGCUACCAAAAACCAACUGGACUGUGAUCUUGGUAGCCGUGAUGGCCCAGAGGGAGAGUCUCCAACUUCCCACGAUCAACAAAACCCUUCCAACUUUCUGCAGGACAGUGCUAACUGCCUUGAUUUCCCCAGGAAUCAGGGAGAUAGUGAGCAGGAGAUAGCCUUGUUGGUCAAGGAGGCAGUUCUGAUGGAAAUGGGGCAGAAAGAAUUACCAGAACAAAAUGCAGAGGAGGCAGAGCCUGCCAGAAACCUGGCAGUCUGUGAUGUUGCUACAGAAGAAGCAGCAGGGAAUCAGGCAAAUCAUAGACAGAAGGAAGAGAUGCAAGAAUGCCAUGGAUCAGACACAAUAAUGCUGGGAGGAGCAGAAGAGGGGGAAGAGACCAAACAAUCUGUUUCAGACCAGAUCGCUCCUGAUCAAGAAACAACAAUUCUGAACCCUUUGGAAGAAGCUAAGCUAGAUCCAGUAAUGAUUUCAUCAGAUCAGAUUCCUUCUCUGUCAGAUACUAAAGUAUCCCUUCCAGAACAGAAUCCAUUAUCUUUUCAGGAAACUGAAAUUCUAUUCCUGCAGUCACAACAGUCGUUACUACCAAAUCAGAGUCCAUCACUCCUUUUGGACCAAUCUGUUUCAUUGCAAGAAAAUAAGGAUUCUCUUCUAGGUCAAACCCUAUCUCCAUUGCCAGAAUCCUCUAUAGCAUCAAAUCCAUCAUCUUUGCAGGACCAUUUUUCUUCUCCAGAACAGAAAGCAUUCUCAUUACAAGAUGAUAAUACUCUUCAAGAAGCUAAAGUCUUCUUAUCGGACCAGACCCCAUCAUCCAUUCAUGAAGCUAAUGGAAAAAAUCUGGACCAGAUCUCAACUGCUCUUCAAGAAUGUAGUGAUUCUGUAGUAGAUCAAAUACUGCCUACCUCUCCAGACCAGCUCACAUCUCUUGCAGAAAAGAUUCCAUUACAUGAAGGGCAGAGAUCACCCCACAUCUUGCCAACUGUUCUGAACAAAGAACAGUCUGUGUUGGAGAUGAAAGGUCCCCUUCCAGAUAUCGCCCCUUCUGUUAUUAAUCAACUCUCUUCUCUAUCUGAUCAAAUCAUUCCCCUUGAAGAAGCCAAUAAUUCUUCCUUGGGAGAAGUUUCAGUACCUUUGCAAGUCCAAAUGCCAACUGUUACAGAAACUCAAACACUGCUUCUUUCUGAGGGUGAUAAAUUUCCUUCAGGCCAGAUCCCAUUAUCUGAGAAUGAAAAGGAGACACCAACAUCUGGGCCAGAUGGCAAGAAGGUGACAGGAUCUCUAACUGAUCAUUCACCACUUCAAAAUCAGGCCCCUUCCUGUCUUCCAGAACAAUCACUUAAAGACCAAGCUCAACCAACAGUAGUGGAGCACAUGUCAGUCUCUCUGCAGAACCAAACCUCUUCCCUUAAAGAAACAGAAGAGACUCUUCCAGGAAAGACAUCUCCAAUUCUUGUGGAAAAGACGCCCACACUGUUGGAUCAAACUCCAACCCCUAACAAAGACCAGAGUCCAAAACUACAAAAGACAACUGUUCUUGAUGCUUUGUCAACUGUGAACCAAGAUUCUGCUCAACCCCUUCUGGAUGCAACUGUAAAUUCACAGAACCAGGAAUUGAAAGAAGAUAGAGAUGCUAAUUUGGCUUCAGAAGCAGAGACCACUGAGAUCCAAGAAAAUAUUGCUGCUGAGCAACAACCUUUGUUGAAUGAGCUGAAAACCGCAGUAACCCCCCAGGACAUUUCUCUAGGAGAUCAGCAGCAGUCCAAGAGUGGGAUCCAAAAGCAUCAGGGUGCCUCAGUCCAGGAGGCCCCAAUUUACAUCACCACUGAUGGCAAUCCUGCCUCAUGCCACCUCCAACCUGCAGCAUCACACCAGGAGGAGGGUCAAGAGCAGGGGCAGAGCAGACGCAAGCAGAAGACAUGCCAGUGCUGCUUGGUCAUGUAAGCUUGGCGUCUUUCACCUAGUUGAGGAGAACAGGUGUCAUUGAUCUGGUCCUAGCAGCAGGCUCUGAAAGUGGUAACAUGCCCUGCUAAUCAUGUAGUGUAAGCAUCUCACACAUUCACGCAUGCGCAUGCACACACAUGCAUACAGUACACACUCCAUGGAGGGAUUUGAAGGCAAGUUGCAUAGAUGGGUCCAUGGAAGGCUUGCUGCGUCACGAAAGAGAGAGUGUUCAAUGACAGGAUUGUUUCUCUUUAUUGAUUUCUCAUAGCUCUCCUCCCAGUUUUCCUGGAGGCAGAAAAUGAGGGAUACCCUGCUUGGGCAGAUUGUAUCGGCCCACACAUUCUCCUGCAGCAUGCACACUUCUCCCUACACUAGUAGUGUAGACCUGCAUUUUUCUUGGCACUGUCAAAUACUGUAUCACCAUUCCCUCCACUUAUAGUUUAUGUGCCUGCAUGUCAUCCUUGUUGUGCGUGCAUGUACAUUACACAUUUAGAAUGCACAUGUGUGUGCACAAAGGUUAAUAACAUGCAAACCGAGAUAGAGGCAUAUCCAUCUUUUCUUCCUUUGGCUUGCAAGGCAUUUUCCUAUCUUGGAAAACACCUGAGUUAUGUGCCAUUACAAACCUACAGGCUUCCACAACCUUUUCACAGGGCUGGACACAAAGGCUACAAUAUGCAUGCAGAACUCCUGCCAUCCACAUUCUCCGCAUGUGCCUGAACCCCGUCUGCUGAGUUGGCAUGACUCACCAAAUCAAUCUGGACCCACUCCAGACACUGAGCAAUACCCUCUUCCUCCUGUUCCCACCUCCUGCACCUCUGCUAAGAUGGCCAGCUGGACACAAUUCAUCUUGCAGGGCAGUGACACAUACGACACAAGAGGACUUCCUGCCAAUAGGCAGUGCAUUGCAGGGACUUUGGACAAGGCACUAUUGGAACCUUCUCUCCUAAAUGUGGUCUCCAGCUAAGAUCUUGUGUGUGGUAGACUCAACGUUCUGCCUCCCAAAACGGGACUGAGAAACCUUUCCUAGCUCUGACUCUUCCCUUCCUACAAAAAGCCUGGGUUUGUGUCCCGCUAGGCCACAAGCUCUUCCCUUAACCCUUCAUGUCCUCCUUUUGGUGACUGUUUAUUCUAUGCACUUUGUUUCGAUUUUAGUUAUAUAACUUCUGUUAGGGCCACCACCUAAGCCAGUAAGAGCCUUUUAAAUGUCAGUUUCUGGCUAAUACUGAUUCUCAAUUAAAGUCAGAUGCAAUGACAAGCAA